AGCCUGAGAACCAGAGCCCCCAAGUUGUCCUCCUCACACCCCCUCCUGCCAAUCCACCUCUGCAAAGUGCCACAGACACUCCAAUUGGUGCCCCCCCCCAACACACACGCCUUUCUUUUGGACAGGAGAAUCCGGCAGCAGAGAGGUCGAAAUGGCACCGAGUGGCCCGUCGAGCCUCUACCCUGGCAUGCCGAGGGAGACCCCGGCUUUGGGGAGCCUCUCCUCUGCCAUCGGGCUCCUGAGGAGGAAGCUGCAAGCCAAGCAGGGGGCUCCACACCAGCUCAGCGGCCCCCAGCUGCUUCUGGAUCCGGACGCCAAGCCACCUUGUGGAGGAGGAGCCUGCCAGUCCCCGGGCACACCUGGGCAAGGGGCGCCAGAAAGGUGGGAGCCACAUCGAGGCCUCUGCUGCAGGAAGCUGUGCCCUCAGGGGCCGGACCGGGAAUACCCCGCCGAGCAGACAGGCGACCGGUGGCUCUUCCUCUCCUCUGUGCCGCCCCCGCCCCCGCCCCCUCUCCCUCUCAGCCAGCCACCCAAGGACUUUGCCAGCAGCUCCGGGGGAGACUUUGCGCUGGCCAGGUGGGGAUUCUUGCCCAGCGGGGUCUUCCUGAUGUCGGCCAAGCUGGGCAAGGACAGAGAGGCCCAGCCACCGCUGCCCCUGCCCCCCAACAUCUGCAUCCUGACGCUGGCCAUGAUGAUCGCAGGCAUUCCCACGGUCCCCGUGCCGGGCGUGCGGGAGGAAGACAUGGUCCACGCUGCCCAGUGCUUUGUGGCAGAGAACCUGGAGCCUGGCAACGGCCAAGUGGAGGCAGCACAGAGGAGGAGGAGGAGGUGGGAUGCGAUGCAGCGCCUGGGGCCUUCCUGCAAGAGAGGGGACAAGCAGAGGAAGAGGGCCACCCACAGGAGCCUCCUGCCUCUGUUCCUGGCGCAGCUGGAGAAGUGA
Molecule: messenger RNA, 940 nt
Organism: Zootoca vivipara (common lizard)
Lineage: Eukaryota; Metazoa; Chordata; Lepidosauria; Squamata; Lacertidae
Source: RefSeq, a predicted model, not a curated record